AUGGUGCGUUUAAUCUAUGGUUUCAUCUUGUCUGCUUUUCUCAGCAAUCUCACUACUGAAGCCUACUUACGCAAGAUCCCCGCAGACCAUUUGGUUCGGCCGACAUCGAAGACCUCAUUAAGGCUUAUGCCACUAGGAGGCUCGGUCACGUACGGCGUCGGGUCAUCGAGUGGCAACGGCUACCGAGAAUUUCUUCGCGCGAUGCUCGUCGCUCAUGGCUACGAUCCUGUCAUCGUCGGCUCGCGCAAGUCAGGCUCCAUGAGCAAUAAUGAAAAUGAAGGAUGGCGCGGAUAUAGGCUUGAUCAGAUAGACAAGAAGGUCAGGAGCUCUGUGGAAAAGCUUGCCCCAAACGUCUUCGCGAUCAACGCCGGAUCCAAUGAUUGUAUCCAGGAUUUCAAACUCGAUGAAUUCAAAGAACGCAUGAGCGGCAUAGUUCAAUUUCUUUGGCAAACAGAUCCGUCUUCGACAGUUGUACUAUCCACGCUUCUCGUCAACGGUGAUGAUAAGGUGAACUCGCGAGUGCUGCGCGUAAAUGAGCAGAUCCGAGAUUUGGUCGUACAAGAGACUGGCCGUAAUAAUAAGAUUGUCCUUGCGGAUAUGCACAGCGUCGAGGGACCACAGCUUGAUGACCUAGUUGAUGGGACACAUCCUGGCGACACGGGUUACCAGCUCAUGGCCGGCAUUUGGUUUGAUGCGAUUCAGAAAGCUCGAGAAAAGGGCUUCUUUGCCAAGUAA
Molecule: messenger RNA, 735 nt
Organism: Clonostachys solani
Lineage: Eukaryota; Fungi; Ascomycota; Sordariomycetes; Hypocreales; Bionectriaceae
Source: the annotation of a GenBank genome assembly